This is a messenger RNA of Olea europaea var. sylvestris, 1821 nucleotides long. Its product is annotated as protein EARLY-RESPONSIVE TO DEHYDRATION 7, chloroplastic-like. The record is from RefSeq and is a predicted model, not a curated record. NCBI's taxonomy places the organism in Eukaryota, Viridiplantae, Streptophyta, Magnoliopsida, Lamiales, Oleaceae. Bases 123 to 1520 code for a protein of 465 amino acids. Gene Ontology annotation, cellular component: plasma membrane. The transcript is spliced from 4 exons.
CGAUAAUGAACACUAAAUAAUUGGUUCAAGUGUGAAAAGUGCGGUGAUAAAAAUGAAUAGUGUGAAAUACAUCAUCUGGUUCGGUGUAAAUUGUGUACCAGUAACCUCUUUCUGAUCCAAAAAUGGAGUCCCAAAACCCAAAUCCCCCUCGAACCCCAAUGUACCCCAAAGUCAUAGACUCCAAUUACCAAACAAUUCAUCGCCCAAAUCCCUCCUCUACACCGCUCUACCCCACCAUCGACCCUGUGGAGAACCUCUUCCCUCACAACUACGAAACUCACACAGCUUCACCAUCGGCCCCUCCCGAAUCCAUUGAGGAGGUCUACCUCACAAUCCCCGGCGCAAUUCUCCAUUUGAUCGAUCAGCAUUACUCCGUUGAGCUUGCUUCAGGCGCACUCCAAAUCAUCGUUCUUUAUCAGGGGGAUAACACCGUCGCUUCUUUUGCUCGUGUCGGGGAUGAGACCCAAUGGCCUUUGACGAAAGACCUUGCAGCCGUUAAGCUUGAUCAAUCCCAUUACUUCUUCUCCUUCCAACCCCCGAAGGAAACUGAGGAUUCUGACUCCAACGAUGAUGACGGAAAAGAGAAAAAGAAGAAGAAGAAGAAGAAGAAUAAAAAGAAUAAAAAGGAAAAGGUGAAUAUGGAAAAUGAGGUGUUGAGUUAUGGGUUAACGAUAGUGUCUAAAGGGCAGGAGGGGGCCUUGAAGGAGUUGGAUCGAGUUUUGGAGACUUAUUGUAACUUUUCAUUUCGGAGGGUGGAGGAGAAAGAGAUGAUAGCAGAGGCAGGGGCAGCGGCGAGGGGAAUUACAGCAGGGGAGUUGAAUACAGACAAGAAGAAGAUGGAGGCGGUAGAAGGGCAGUGCGCAGCCUACUGGACGACGCUGGCACCUAAUGUGGAGGAGUAUAGCGGGACGGCAGCUAGGCUGAUUGCGGCAGGGUCUGGGCAUCUGGUUAAGGGAAUAUUAUGGUGUGGAGAUGUGACUGUAGAUCGGUUGAAGUCAGGGAAUGAGAUGUUGAAGGAGAGGGUGACUCCAGGGGAAAAUUCAAAGAUUGAUCCUAAGACCUUAAAGAGAAUUAAGAGGGUUAAGAGGGUGACAAAGAUGACCGAGAAAGUAGCAGUCGGGGUACUUUCAGGAGCUGUGAAGGUUUCGGGAUUCUUUACUGGUUCUGUUGCAAAUUCUAAAGUAGGAAAGAAGCUCUUUGGUCACCUGCCAGGAGAAAUUGUCCUUGCAUCUCUGGAUGGAUUUAGCAAAAUCUGUGAUGCUGUUGAAGUAGCUGGAAAGAAUGUGAUGUCAACAUCUUCCACUGUGACAACUGGACUUGUCUCCCACAGGUAUGGAAACGAGGCAGGUGAGGCAGCAAGUGAGGGACUGGAUGCUGCAGGACAUGCUAUGGGAACUGCAUGGGCUGUUUUUAAGAUUAGGAAGGCCUUCAAUCCAAAAAGUGUUCUAAAGCCCUCUACACUGGCUGCAUCUGCUAUCAAGACUGCCGCAGCUGAGAAGAAGGGAAAAAGUUCCAAGUAAUAGCUGAUUAGUCAUACAAUUUCUUUGACUUCUUCUGGAGUAUACAUUUUCCAGAUUCAUUGAGAGUUAAAGAGCCAGAUAACAAUCUUUGUUUAUCUUUUUAAAUAUUGUUGUUGUUCAGAACUGUCCUUUUUUUUUUUUAUUUUUUUUUUAUUUUUUUGUAGCUCAAGUUUGUUUCUUGUGAAUAGUCCAUCUCAGGACAUAAUUAUUUUUUUCCUUCUCAAUUUGAUAGGACGUCUCCUGAAAGUAUGAAAUACUUUUAGUAAAACAACAAUCACAAGCCAAAAUUUUUUCCUGUUUA